Messenger RNA from Vollenhovia emeryi, 2962 nucleotides. RefSeq names its product LIM domain only protein 3-like. Bases 578 to 1246 code for a protein of 222 amino acids. The transcript is spliced from 7 exons. Gene Ontology annotation, cellular component: nucleus. Gene Ontology annotation, molecular function: DNA-binding transcription factor binding; transcription coactivator activity. Gene Ontology annotation, biological process: positive regulation of transcription by RNA polymerase II. NCBI's taxonomy places the organism in Eukaryota, Metazoa, Arthropoda, Insecta, Hymenoptera, Formicidae. The record is from RefSeq and is a predicted model, not a curated record.
CACGUGGCACGCGUCCGAGUUGCACGUGCAUUCGCGGAGCUGCGAGAGCCCGGUGCGCGCGCGAGAACGGGCACUUGCGGGAGAGCUUGCGAGGGGUCGGAGCGACGGUGUUCACGCCGCCGGGGUGAGCGGAGAGCGCGUCUUUCUUCACCGUGGGGGGAUCUCCCCCUCCUCGGUUCCUUAUUGCGCGAGCUCCUUCAACAGCUUCUUUCUGUACCGCAUUCUCUCGACUGCUCUCCUUGUUCUCUCGCCGUCCCUCUCUGUAUCGUAUCUCGGUCUCUCUCUUCUCCUCGGACUUCCCUCGUUCUACCUAUCGGCGCGUUUUGUAUAAAUGAUCGGUUGAGUCAUUGUCAUAUUGUACUGUUGUGACGUGAAAGAUUUAACUGUGCUUCGAGAAACCCGCUGAGAUCGACGUCUUUCGUUUUCUCAAAGUCGAGAACCAUCGGCGAGACCAGAUUUCAACGAGUUACGGACGAGCUUGUUCUUGUCUGAAGAAACACGUAGAAUGUAGAGUAACCCUGAAGUCCAGAGUACCUAAGGGCACGAAGAACUGUCGUUUGAACACACAGGCGAUAAAAUGACUAUGGAUGGGAGCAAAAGCGAGCCGGGCAAAAACGGGGCCACUCAACAGGAAUGCGCGGGUUGCGGAAAGACGAUUACGGAGAGAUAUCUCCUGAAAGCGUUGGACAUGUACUGGCACGAAGACUGCCUGAAAUGUGGAUGUUGCGACUGCAGGCUUGGCGAGGUCGGCUCGACGCUCUACACCAAGGCUAAUCUCAUUCUCUGCAAAAGAGAUUAUCUACGACUCUUCGGAAAUACCGGCCACUGUGCGGCGUGCAGCAAAGUUAUUCCAGCCUUCGAGAUGGUGAUGCGCGCGAGGACCAACGUCUACCACUUGGAGUGCUUCGCUUGUCAACAGUGCAAUCACAGAUUCUGCGUGGGCGACAGAUUUUAUCUGUGCGACAACAAGAUCCUCUGCGAGUACGAUUACGAGGAGAGGCUGGUUUUCGCCAACAUGGCUCUGCAUCCCCCGCCUAGCGCGACUCUGGCGCACAUCAAGAGACAAGUGACCCAUCUUCAGCCGCAGAACGCGGCGGGCGGGCCUCAGCGGCAGGCGAACGGGGAAGCGGCGGCCCACAACCACAACGGAUAUCCAGCGCCAGCCAGCUCGAGCGCCCAUAACGUCCUGAACCCCAUGAAUAAUUUAAACGGUAUCAAUGCGCAAGCAUCGUACGAUGCCAAAUGACAAACGAAGUAAGCGCCGAUAUAUCGAUUGAGUCUCGCACGAGGGCGGGUCGCCUCGUGCGUGGCCGUUCUCAUUGUCUUCGUGGUUUGCCGCGCCCGCUGAUCGUCCGAACUGUCGUCCUAACUUUAGCACGCGACCCACAGCGAAUUGCGCACAAUCGGAUGUGUCCCUUGACUAUCGGGAGAGAAAGGAAGGUAUCGCCGGGUUGUCGCGAGCAGGAGAAGGUGUUACCGCGUAUAGAUAUCUAUUACAUGUAUAAUCGCAUUAAACGGCCCGCUCCGCGUCGCGACAGGGCGGAGGACUUGAAAUAUGUAAAUAGAGGGCAACCGUGAAAAGUACGAUAGUGUUGCGGACAACGCGAGUAAGUGGCAUAGGAGAAUUAUAACGCAUCGUCUGACGAAAUGUAGGGAAGGAUUAAUUUAAAAAAAGUAUGUAUAUCGUGUUCUUCGGAAGUGACGCUUUCCGAUAAAUGAUAAGAUUGCCAAUGCCGCUAUCUCUCCUACGCUAUUUUAGGCGUCGUUUGCCGAGCGCGUAUCUCCCGGGCGAAUUAUUAUUCCGGUCUUCACGAAUAGAAUCUCUCCGAUAUAAGAUAGGACGUGAGGGAAGAAUAUAUAAAUCCAAAAUGCGCUCUUGCAUCUAAUUAGAUUCAUGUAUCCGAACGAAUUCGUCUUCCCCACGCUCGACUGGUUAGACGAUAAACAAGUAGAUAGAUAGCUAAAUAGAUAAGUAGGUAGGUAGCUAACGGAACGUAUAUUGGCCAGCUUAUGGCGAACUAUUGGUGCUCUUUAGAUUAUAACUGAUCGAGUUUGCAUGAUUCAGAAACCGCUAAAGCGUAAUGCUAACGAAAAAAAAGGUACUGUAAGAUCGAGGGAAAAAAAACAAGUUAAGAAAUUCACGGGCUAGAGAAGAAUCUCCCGGUCGCGACUCCUCCCGGAUUUAUCCGCUUUCGUGAAGCCCUACGGUAAAGGUAUCUAUCUGCUUCCGGUCGGUGCGAGGUAUCCUCAACAGCCGGCGGUGCCACGAGCCGAAACCCCGAAACUUCGGGGCGGUAAAUAAAGUUUGGCGCCGCGCAUUUAACGUUCGCCUCGCCGAGGCGGUGAGAAGAUGGACAAGAUGACCCUCGGAGGGCACCGACUCCUUGCCGGACGGGCAUCGAGACCGAGAUCGAAUCGAUGGGCUUCGAGAGAAGGCGACUGCAGCAGCAACAGCGGCAGCAGCAGCAGCCGCUCGCCAGCUCGCCACCCCAUGGGGCUCAUACGUUAGGGGUGACUUAAGCAUUGUUUCAACUUCGAAUCUCCCGGCAGAGGCCCAGAUUGAUGUCGCGAACUUUUCCGCUGCCUUAUUUGCGAGUCAGAUAACGAGGCUGAGUUAUGCCCAAAGUUCUCUCUUGAUCUCCAACCCCCUUCUCCGGCCCGGCCCGUGCUGAUCGUAUCGGAUCACGAGGAAUACCCGCAGUCGAAAAGGAUGUUUUAUUUCCUCCCUCUUCGGGGAUUCGUCGUCGAUGCCAAGAGUACCUACGGCGAACGGUAAUAGGCUGGCAGCUGCGCCGAGGAGAUACUUAAGAAGCGCGAUUCUCGCGGUUUCCGCGCCGGCCGCGAAUUAGAUCUUUGCAAUAAUUACUGUUUAUUACAAGGGGCUAACCACUAGCCAAAAUGUUGUCCCACCGAUUACACGAUUUCAUUUCAUUUCAUCCGAUAAAUAAUCUCAUCUGAUUGC